AUGUCAUCAAAGCAUCUGCAGCCUCCAGGACGCCAGAGACGUACGUCCUCUGUUGGCGCCAUCAAUCUCGGCGACACCACGGUUCCAGGACUCACAACCAUGCAAGAGAGUGUGGAGUCCAAAACGGCGGCUCAAGCACGAUUGCGUGCCCUUUCAGAAGCCCCAAAGGGCGAUGCGGACUUGAUGAGAAAGUUUUGUCUAACUUAUCGCGAAAUGAGCUAUAGACAUACAUGGUUAACUCCGCUUGUAUUACUUGCAGCUGUUUACGGUGCCUACUUCCUCUCCGGCAACUUGACACCGUCAAACCCAUUGCAUCCAUUUGUGGCAGUGUCGUAUCAGGUCGGAGACUCCGACAUGUAUGGUAAGGGUAUUCGUGAUCUAUGUUUUGUGUUUUUCUACAUGAUAUUCUUUACGUUCCUUCGCGAGUUUUUGAUGGAAAUGGCUUUACGCCCCCUAGCAUCUCUCAUGGGCAUUGUUGGCGAGCAAAAGACGAAGCGUGUUAUGGAACAGACGUACUCGAUGGUAUAUUAUGGAAUAUCGGGGCCAUUUGGCGUUUAUAUCAUGUAUUAUACGGAUUUGUGGCUGUUCGCGACCAAGCCGAUGUAUGCAACAUACCCCGACCUGACAAAUCAAUUUCUUUACAAGGUUUUCUACCUUGGCCAAGCUGCCUUCUGGAUGCAGCAAGCUUGUGUUAUGGUGCUACAGCUGGAAAAGCCAAGAAAAGAUUUCAAAGAACUGGUUUUUCAUCAUAUUAUUACUUUGGCUCUCAUUUGGCUCUCAUAUGUCUUCCAUUUUACGAAAAUGGGCCUUGCCAUUUAUAUCACGAUGGACAUCUCUGAUUUUUUUAUAUCCUUAUCCAAAACUUUGAACUACAUGGAUUCUAUUCUAACACCACCAUUCUUUGUCUUGUUUGUGAUCAGUUGGACGUAUUUGCGUCACUACGUUAAUCUAAAAAUUUUAUGGUCUGUUCUAACUGAAUUUCGCACUGUUGGUAACUACACGCUGGACUUUGCCACCCAACAAUACAAAUGCUGGAUUUCGCUUCCUAUCGUUUUCACCUUGAUAUUUGCUCUACAACUUGUGAACUUAUAUUGGUUACUUUUAAUCUUGAGAAUUCUCUAUCGGCUAUUGUUCAAAGGUAUCCAAAAAGAUGAAAGGAGCGAUACGGAAUCGGAAGAUGAGGGAACAAGCGCCGAAGCUUCAGCCAGCGGCACCAUUGAGAGCUCACAGAAAUCAGACAAAAAGAAGGAGAAAUAA
Messenger RNA from Lachancea dasiensis, 1257 nucleotides. Lineage: Eukaryota; Fungi; Ascomycota; Saccharomycetes; Saccharomycetales; Saccharomycetaceae. The record is from the annotation of a GenBank genome assembly.